AGGGAAAGGCAUUGAAGCGAGAGGAGAUUCACACAACUUAACUUAAACUGAACAGGAAAACAGAUCCUAACACGACGUAGAUAGAGAGAAGACUAAAGAGACGUCUUCUAGAGAAGCAUAGACAGCAUUAAGACCCUUCAUUAGAACAAGCUACGAUUCUAUGUUGUUAGAACAAGUAGAUAGACACAAAAGGACGAACGAGAGAGAGAGAAAGUUUGGAUUCUAGUGUUGUCCAACACCAAGCAGCAAAGGACACUUUAAAAAAGGCUUUCUACCUAUAUAUUUUUUUUUACAUUUGUCAGUCUGCAUCAGUCUCAUUUGGAUAAGAGAAGUCCUGGACCCUCCACUCCUGCCGGUGGCCAGGAUGGAGGUGGAUGUGGACCUGGGCUUUGCCCUCUUCUUUGUCUUCCUACUGUGUUCCUUCCUGCUGUUCACCAUAGUGCGCUGUGCCCAGAUGGUCCUGAACCCCUACAGCGCCAUCUCUGUCGCCGCAUACCAGAAUACGGAGGAACAACCUGAGGAGUGA
Messenger RNA from Oncorhynchus mykiss (rainbow trout), 526 nucleotides. NCBI's taxonomy places the organism in Eukaryota, Metazoa, Chordata, Actinopteri, Salmoniformes, Salmonidae. The record is from RefSeq and is a predicted model, not a curated record.